This is a messenger RNA of Fulvia fulva, 2289 nucleotides long. RefSeq names its product Dipeptidyl-peptidase 5. The record is from RefSeq and is a predicted model, not a curated record. Gene Ontology annotation, biological process: proteolysis. Bases 1 to 2289 code for a protein of 762 amino acids. The transcript has a single exon. NCBI's taxonomy places the organism in Eukaryota, Fungi, Ascomycota, Dothideomycetes, Mycosphaerellales, Mycosphaerellaceae. Gene Ontology annotation, molecular function: serine-type endopeptidase activity.
AUGGUCCAAAAGGCGAUGAAGUUCACCCCGAAAGUGCUGCUGUCGGCGCCACGGCGCUCAGCAGGCAUUCCCAAUCCCUCCGGCACCAAAGCUCUUUACACAUUGUCCACGUACAGCUUCGAGACCCACAAGAAGACCAUUGAGCUGAGAGUGCUCGAUGUCGACUCUGGUGAAUCUCACGAACUGGCCAAGAAUGACGAGAUCUCCGAUCUGAACUGGCUGAACGAGGAUGAGUUCGCGUGCUUGCAAGCUGAGAAGGACGGGAGCACGAGUUUGUAUGUGGCGAGUGUGGCGAAGGUCAUCGAGAAGACAGAGUUUGGCAAAAGCCACUAUGUUGCUGGUAAGAUUGAGGGACCUGCGAGCAACUUGAAGGUAAAGAAGUUGCCGGGCGACGAGGGAUAUGCAGUGGUUGUGAGUGCGCAGGCUAAUGCAGAUGGCACAUUGUUCGAUCCAAACAAGGCCAAGCAGACCCAUGCCACUGGCAAACUGUACACUGGACUGUUCGCCAGGCACUGGGAUACGUGGGAGUCGAAGCAGAAGAAUGCUUUGUUUUAUGGCAAGCUUAGCAAGACCGCUGGAAAGUAUGAGCUGUCCGGAUUGAGGAAUGCCUUGACCAACACUGGUUUGGAGAGCCCCAUAAAGCCUUUCGGUGGCACCGACAACUUUGACAUCAGUGGUGGUAGCAUCACAUUCGUGGCAAAGGAUCCGGGUCUGAACCCUGCACUGAACACCAAGUCCAAUGUCUACAUCACGAGCAUCGAAUCGUGGAGCGGCGAUAAACGCAGCAUGAUCAAAGUAUUGAUUCCUGAUUAUGAAGGCGCAUCUUCGAGCCCAGCCUUCAGUCCAGACGGCAGUACACUGGCCUUCCUAAGCAUGAAGACGGGAGGCUAUGAAGCGGACAGGAACGACAUAUUCUUGCUGCACCUUGACCCGACCGAGUCUAGUAGUAAGCAAGCUACGCCUGCGAAGCUCUCGAUACAAAGUGAUGCCAAGAACUGGGAUCGUAGUCCGCAAUCUAUUGUGUUCUCCGCUGAUGGUCGAUCACUACUCGUCACAGCAGAAGACGUCGGCACCAGUAAAGUGUACUCAAUCUCAGGUCUACACUGGAACAGGACUAUCCGACCACUGACCCAGCAUUCUUACAUCAGUGACGUCCGGCCACUGGCGAGCGGAAAGCUAUUCGUCUCUGGUAGCUCGAUAACAGAAAACUCCUUCUUUGCGAUCGUUGAUCCACUGAUCCCAGAUGGUAGACUGGACUCGUUGAUCACAUGGACCAACUCUAACUCAGGCGAAGGCAGCAAGUUUGGCCUGAAGUCAAAACAGGUGUCGUCAAUCUGGACACCGGCCAGUAAUCCAAAAGUGAACAAGGAAGUUCAUAGCAUCGUCGUCAAGCCUAGCAAAUUUGACAGCAGCAAGAAAUAUCCUGUGGCAUAUAUCAUUCAUGGUGGACCUCAAGGAGCCUGGGGCGAUAGCUGGUCGACACGAUGGAACCCAGCUGUCUUUGCUGAGCAAGGAUACAUCUGCAUCUGUCCCAACCCUACAGGCAGCACUGGCUACGGCCAAGCUUUCACGGAUGCCAUUCGUCGCAACUGGGGUGGCGAUCCAUACCAGGAUAUUGCGAAUGUUUUUGAGUGGGUUGGGCAAAAUAUGCCCGAGGCUGACAACGACCGAGCCGUCGCUUUAGGUGCCAGCUACGGAGGCUACAUGAUGAACUGGAUCCAAGGUCACGACCUAGGCCGCAAGUUUAAGUGUCUUGUUUGCCACGACGGCAUAACUAGCUUCGCAGGAGGCAUGCUGGCGACUGAAGAACUUUACUUCCCCUUCUUCGAUCUCGGCGGUACGCCUUGGUUCGACCCAGGCUACAAGCCCGCUCCUGGCGACCCUUCAUCAGCAGCGCAAGGGCACAAGAACUUUGGAGCUUCUGUUCUGUCGGAUUGGCGCAAAUGGGACCCAAGCGAGCACUUCGUCAACUGGUCAACACCACAACUGGUCAUCCACAGCUCCAAGGACUACCGUCUGCCCAUUGCAGAAGGUCUGGCCGCUUUCAACGUCCUGCAGAGCAGAGGCGUUGACAGCCAGUUCCUGCACUUCCCAGACGAAAAUCAUUGGGUCCUGAAGCCGGAGAAUAGUCUCCUCUGGCACAAAGUCGUCCUGAACUGGAUUAACAAAUACGCUGGUCUGGAAGCAUAUGCUGCGGAGGAGCAUGAUGGUGAGGAGUUCUAUGGUGGUGUCAGAGAGGAUGAAGAGGAGGUGGAGGAGAUGCCCAGCCAAGGUAAAGUGGAAAUGUGA